Neltuma alba is the source of this 861-nucleotide messenger RNA. RefSeq lists its product as uncharacterized. The record is from RefSeq and is a predicted model, not a curated record. Bases 1 to 861 code for a protein of 286 amino acids. The transcript has 3 exons. NCBI's taxonomy places the organism in Eukaryota, Viridiplantae, Streptophyta, Magnoliopsida, Fabales, Fabaceae.
AUGAUUGUGAAGUGCUGUGUAGAUGGUUGUCCCUGGGAAAUUUCAGCAUAUGGUGUAGGUGAGAAUAAUGGAUUCCUAGUUGUGAGAAGAUUUAACUAUGAACACUUGCAUUAUGCACAAGACAACUUAGUUGUCCCUCAGAGAAAGAGGUGCAAACUUGCUUCAGCAGUCAUAAUAGAUGAGUUGAUUUCUUGCAUGCACAAAGCUCCAAAUGACAUUAGACGGGAUUUGGAAAGAGAGUAUGGGUUGAGGCUCAACUACCAACAAGCAUAUAGGGCGAAAGAGAAAGCAUUGGAAAAAAUCAUGAGAAGGUUUUUGAAAGGUGGCAGACCUGUAUUAUAUGUGGAUGGAUGCCACUUGAGUGGUCCGUACAAAGGAACGUUAUUGGGAGCACAAGCGUAUGACGCGGAUAAUGAAUUAUUCCCACUUGCAUAUGCGAUUGUUGGAGGUGAGACGCGCUUGAUGACUGGGCAUGGUUUCUUGGGGAAAGAGGGGACCAGCGGACAGACAAAGGAAGUUGCACUAAAAUUACUUGAUUCUAUUGCAUACGCAAGACUUGAUAGAGACUUUGAUUGCAGUAUGGAAAAGCUAAUGGCAUUUUGUCCAGAAUUAGGACAAUGGCUUCAAACAAAUGGAGACAUUGAGCGUUGGGCACAAAGCAAAUUUCCUUACAAGAGGUGGGACAAUAUCACAACAAAUCUAGCGGAAUCCUUUAAUGCUUGGCUUGUUGGUGAGAGGAAGCACAACAUAGCUGUCUUGAUACAUGAGCACAGGGAAAAAUUGGCAAACAAGAUGUACCACAGCAAAGAAGCCAUGACGAAUUGGAGCAAUGGUGUGGGACCUAAUAUAGAGGAAAGUUGA